This is a messenger RNA of Peromyscus leucopus (white-footed mouse), 1652 nucleotides long. RefSeq names its product cytochrome b ascorbate-dependent protein 3. Gene Ontology annotation, molecular function: oxidoreductase activity. The record is from RefSeq and is a predicted model, not a curated record. Lineage: Eukaryota; Metazoa; Chordata; Mammalia; Rodentia; Cricetidae. The coding region runs from base 197 to 988 and encodes 263 amino acids. Gene Ontology annotation, cellular component: lysosomal membrane. The transcript is spliced from 6 exons.
GGCAAACAGGACCCAGUGCUCCUAGGAGUCCGGCCAGAAACUGCCCUGGAAACGCGCCUCUUAGCACGCAAACUUCAUUUCCCAGACGCCCUAGCGAGCCAUCGGACAUGCCCGAACCUAUAAAAGCUCAGGCAGCGCCCUCUGUAGCGAAUCCCCCCGCGGACUGCAGGCUGGCCGGAAAGAGUUGUUGAUCAGAAUGGCUUCAGGACGGUUUUACCUGUCCUGCAUGCUGCUGGGGUCCCUGGGAUCACUGUGUAUCCUCUUCACCACCUACUGGAUGCAGUACUGGCGUGGCGGCUUUGCCUGGGAUGGCAGUGUGCACAUGUUCAACUGGCACCCAGUGCUCAUGGUCUCUGGCAUGGUGGUACUCUAUGGAGCUGCCUCGAUGGUGUACCGCCUGCCCUGGUCGUGGGUAGGGCCCAAACUGCCCUGGAAAGUUCUCCAUGCAGCACUGCACCUGCUGGCCUUCACCCUCACUGUUUUGGGGUUGGUUGCCGUCUUUCGGUUCCACAGCCAUUCAAAAAUCACACACCUCUACUCCCUGCAUAGCUGGCUGGGCAUCACCACCGUCAUCCUCUUCGCCUUCCAGUGGUCCAUGGGCUUUGCCAUCUUUCUCCUGCCCUGGGCAUCUCAGUGGCUGCGAAGCCUCCUGAAACCUCUGCACGUCUUCUUUGGAGCCUGCAUCCUUGCCCUAUCCAUCACGUCUGUUAUUUCCGGCAUCAAUGAGAAGCUGUUCUUUGUUUUGAAAAAUGCCACCAAGCCCUACUCCAGCCUGCCUAGUGAGGCAGUCUUUGCCAACAGCACCGGGCUCUUGGUGGUGGCUUUUGGCCUACUGGUUCUCUAUGUUCUUCUGGCUUCACCAUGGAAGCGUCCAGAUCCAGGAGCGCUGACUGACAGACAGUUGCUGCUUCAACUGCUGCCUGGAUCCCGCCCUUUCCCUGUGACUUACAUGCCUGCCCCGCUCAGGCAACCCUAUGAGCCCUGGUAAACUGUUCUCCCAAGAACAGACAGCCUGACCCUAGAGUCCCAAGUGUUGGGUAACAGGUUUCGGUGGCCUUCCUUUCUGUCCCCUUGUGGGUGUGGGUUUUCCUGCCUCCUCUAGUCACGCUCUUCCCUGACAAGGCCCAGCCCACUAUGAAACUGAAAGCGGCAUCAUGAAGCAAUUUGCUGGACAGAGUCCUGGGAACCACUGCUGCCUUCGAGGUGUUCCUUGUUGAGUACUGGGAGCUUUUGUCCCCACCCCCCAUCCCCGCCGAGGCCACCCAGCCUCCCUCCAUGGUAUGCCAGAGUGUGUGCUUUGAUCUUCUCCUGAAGAGAAACUGGGUAGAGGGAGGAGUCUUGCCCCUCUCCUUUGUAUUGGCCUGUGGCACUUCAUGCCUUCUCAGAUCAGACGGCCAGGUCCCCACUGCAGACCACUGUACUUAGCAGACCCGUAGGAGGAGUUGAGUUUCUGCACUCCCUGCAGAUAGUGACCAGGCUGAACUUCAACCCUGCCACCAGAAGUUGGCAGGAGGCCUGGCAUAGACUUCCUGACCAAAUGAAGCCUACACACCAUUGGUAUCACUGCUGGGCACAUUGGACAUGACCACCUCCCCUGGUUUUCUACUUCUUCAUGAAUCUGAUUUUUAUUAAAUAUGUUUUUAAACACUAAA